UAAAAAAAUGAACGUUCCCAUUUCUCCGCACCCCGCAGCCUUCUGUUUUCUAUGAAAUAGUCUGUAAUGACUCUUGUUCAUCAAGAAAUUGAUCUGAUAAGCAAGUCAAACCAGUGGCAAUUAUCAAUUAUAGAGUUGAUUUUGUUUUCUCUCAAUUAGUUCAUCGAUCGAAUUCAAGAGAACAGAGGUAGUUAUGGUUUUGCCUGUAAUUAAAUUGGGAACGCUAGUCUUAAAAACGCUGAGCAAACCGUUGGCAGCUAAGCUCAAACAACAGGCUGCUUUCCACCCUAGAUUUCGUCAAUUCAUCAUCGACAUCGCUCAGGCAAAUCAUCGAAUCACAACAAGAAUGCAAAGACGCAUACAUAGUCAUGCAACUGAUGUUGAGAUACGUCCAUUGAAUGAGGAGAAAGCUGUUCAGGCUGCUGUAGACCUUAUUGGGGAACUCUUUAUCUUUUCAGUUGCAGGCGCUGCUGUGAUCUUUGAGGUGCAUAGAAGUGCUAGAUCAGAGGCAAGAAAGGAGGAAAUCCGUAAACAAGAGCUGGAGGCAUUGAGGCAAAGAGACGAAAAUUUAUCAAGGGAAGUGGAACUUCUGAGGCAAAAACUUGAAGAAUUGGAGCAGCUUGCCAGGGCACGAGGUCUCAGUGGUAUUUUCAGCUUUAAACCCGCUAACACAGAGGUUGGGAAGUUGGAUAAACAAGCUAACACAGAAGUUGGGAAGUUGGAUAAACAAGCUAACACAGAAGUUGGGAAGUUGGUUAAGCAAGCUUGAUUAAAUAACAAGAAUUGACUAAUAAAUCCCAAUUUGGCAAAUCAAUUUUUAAUUUACUCAAAGGUUUUUCCUUCGCAGGGGAUUC
Molecule: messenger RNA, 854 nt
Organism: Pistacia vera
Lineage: Eukaryota; Viridiplantae; Streptophyta; Magnoliopsida; Sapindales; Anacardiaceae
Product: OPA3-like protein
Exons: 4
Coding region: 194-769 (191 amino acids)
Biological process (GO): regulation of lipid metabolic process
Cellular component (GO): mitochondrion
Source: RefSeq, a predicted model, not a curated record